This is a messenger RNA of Helianthus annuus (common sunflower), 1008 nucleotides long. RefSeq lists its product as uncharacterized. The transcript has 2 exons. Lineage: Eukaryota; Viridiplantae; Streptophyta; Magnoliopsida; Asterales; Asteraceae. The record is from RefSeq and is a predicted model, not a curated record. The coding region runs from base 1 to 1008 and encodes 335 amino acids.
AUGGUAGAAUCCCGCAAAGCCGGACAAGCACUUCAAGCAUCUCAUACUGCCGGUACCGCUCUCAACGCAAACUCAUCUCGAUCUGCUGGCACUAACACUGCACCGGCCGACUACUGCUCCGAUGGACAAUAUGGUGGCCGCGGUCGUGGCCGAGUUGCCUUCUUACUUCUCUAUGUUGACGAUAUUCUUCUUGUCACAUCAACGUACCAUCUUCGACAUCAGUUGCUGGCACACUUAGCUAAUGAAUUUGCUAUGAAAGAUCUCGGGCCGCUCAGCUUCUUUCUCGGGGUCGCUGUUACUCGCCAACAUAAUACUAUGUUUCUUUUUCAACAGUCAUACGCCUUGGAUAUCAUCGCUCGGGCCGGGAUGCAGUCUUGCAAUCCCGUCACUACCCCGGUCGACACACACUCUAAGUUGAGUGCUCACUCAGUUAAGGAUUUUCAUGACCCUACUCUGUAUCGCAAUCUCGCCGGGGCGCUAGAGUAUCUUACGUUUACAUGGGCCGACAUAAGUUACGCGGUACAACAAAUUUGCAUGCACAUGCAUGCACCGAAAACAGAUCAUUGGAAUGCCUUAAAGCGCAUCAUUCGGUAUAUCAAAGGCACCAUCUACUACGGCCUUACACUAUGCCCGUCCGCGAAUCCUUCUCUCUUGGCAUACACCUAUGCGGAUUGGGCCGGUUUCCCAGAUACUCGCCUGUCUACGAGUGGUUAUUGGGUCUAUUACGGUGAUAACUUAAUCUCCUGGUCGUCUAAACGCCAACCUACCAUCUCUCGCUCUAGUGCCGAAGCCGAAUACCGUGGAGUCGCUAACGUGGUCGCCGAAAUCUGCGGGUUACGUAACUUACUUCUUGAGCUUCGUCACCCUCUCACUCAUGCCACAUUAGUAUACUGUGACAAUGUGAGCACCAUUUACUUGUCAGGUAAUCCGGUACAACAUCAGCGUACAAAGCACAUUGAGCUCGAUAUUCACUUUGUGCGGGAACAAGUUCAACGAGGUCAAGUGUGA